AUGAUUGGUGGUCUGGUGUCUAGCACACGUAUGCCGUGGACUGGCUCCCCAUGACGACGCUUGACCACAACAUUGCCUCCUGUGUGGGAAGUGGACAUGUCAGAACGGCCACAUAUGACAUUCGAAGGUACAUUUUUGACGCGAGUGGAGUAGAACUAGCCAAAGUGAUCCCAAAAUGAAGAAUCAGCAAGUGUUGGUUGACUACUGGACCAUGCUCAAGACCUCUGGGCUAUGCCUACUGCUGGCCUUCUGUGGAUUCGUACUCCUCAAGAUGGUGCAAACUGUAUUCUGGCUGCCGGGGCACCUGAAGAAGAACCAACAGCGGCUGGAGGAACUGGCCAAGCAGUACGCCAAAGAGAUUGGGGACGACGAGCGGGCCGAGAUCGAGAAACUCUUCAACAGCAACGAGCCGCUGACGGAGGAGCGGAUCAACCAGUUGCUGGACAAGCCGGCGGACGCGGUCGAGCCCAAGAAGGACCAGUAGACUAGAUCGCACGCAUGUUUUAUAUAUAUAUAUAUAUAUGUAUUUUAGUGUAUAAUCGAUAUUUCUUGAUACAGGUUCUAGUUCUUAUUUGCAUAUCGUAUAUGUAACUCACAAACAAUCAAUCGGUUAACCAAUUCAUUAAUAAUGCACAAUAGCUCAAUUACUGCGGGGAGAACGUAUAAUAGGUGUUAUUAUUGUGUCUGCUGCUGCUGAUUCUGCUGCUGUGUAGGGAGCAGCUAUGUGUGUAUAUUCGCUACUGAUAUAUGCGGACUCAGAGCCCUUUCCUGCAUCGUUACCAAAGAUACUCCGCUCCUGCGACCUCCUCGACCGCAUUGUUCCUAACUAACUCAUAUCAAAUACAAGCAAGUGUACCAUUUACUACGCAGUAAUUAUUCUACUUUCUGUGUUAGAUUCAUGUUAAAAGCUCAAAAUAGCGAAAGUCUCCAUCUGUUGAGGGGUUCAGUAAUUAAUUUUGCUAUGGUUCCUAAAAAUACCGUGUACUUAAGGGGGUUUCUCUGUCUCGUCCUCUGCCUGACAACAAAAAUAUCACGAGAAUCUUUUGCUAUAUUACACAUAGGAUAAAAACAUAUCCAUUAAUCAACUUGGAAGUGCCAAUCGACCGGGUAAUUUUGAGUACUCACAAUAAAAAACAUAGGGCUAAGUCUAAUGAAAGAGUCCUAGGCAA
Messenger RNA from Drosophila persimilis, 1169 nucleotides. RefSeq lists its product as uncharacterized. NCBI's taxonomy places the organism in Eukaryota, Metazoa, Arthropoda, Insecta, Diptera, Drosophilidae. Bases 176 to 484 code for a protein of 102 amino acids. The transcript is spliced from 2 exons. The record is from RefSeq and is a predicted model, not a curated record.